Molecule: messenger RNA, 4738 nt
Organism: Callorhinchus milii (elephant shark)
Lineage: Eukaryota; Metazoa; Chordata; Chondrichthyes; Chimaeriformes; Callorhinchidae
Product: endoplasmic reticulum mannosyl-oligosaccharide 1,2-alpha-mannosidase
Exons: 14
Coding region: 278-2251 (657 amino acids)
Biological process (GO): carbohydrate metabolic process; N-glycan processing
Cellular component (GO): endoplasmic reticulum; membrane
Molecular function (GO): mannosyl-oligosaccharide 1,2-alpha-mannosidase activity; calcium ion binding
Source: RefSeq, a predicted model, not a curated record
GGAGGAGGGCGCGGGGGCGCGCACGUCGACGUGGGGCCGUUGAGAGCCGCAGGUGACGAGGAGACGGGGCGAUGGCGGCGCGAGUUUAACCGUCACGGACACAGACCCACAGACAGACACACACACAGACCCACAGACACCCGGAAAAAAAAAAGCCUCAAAGAAAUUGUGGAGCUCUUACAUGUGUCGUGUUAAAACUAAGAAGAGUACGAAUGGCUUUCCGUUGAAUCGGCGUGUACUGUGCUGGAAAGUAUCUCUCCUCCCGGGAGACUGAAGCAUGUAUUCACCACAGCGGAGGGAUUUCAUAUCCGUGACUUUGAGUAAUCAGAACGGGAGGAACUAUGAUAACAGUAAGACCUGGAGGAGGCAGUCCUGUUGGCGGAAAUGGAAGCAGCUAUCAAGGUUACAGCGCAGCCUAAUUGCAUUCCUGUUUUUCUUCAUGGUGUUUUGUGGCAUUGCAGCAUAUCCUAAUCUGUCAGAGCAACGGGAAGCUGUUGCAGACAGAACAGAAAAUGAAAGAUCUAUUGAUAGUCGCUUGAAGCAAGCUGAUCCAGCGGUGGGACCAGCAAUAGAUGUGCCAAUCCCUAAGGAACAGCCAGCUCUGACACCUCCACAGAAACCCAGAAGACCAAAUCCCAACAAACGAGGGCCGCCGUUCUUACAGAACAGAUUGCCAAAGAAGGAAAACGUGGUUGAUCGCAAGCUCGAUAAGGUAGAAACUCAAGCUGAACAGGCACCCAACGACAAGGAUGAGAAGAAAGACAGGUCUGUGAUCAGUUGGCGUGGAAUGGUGAUCGAACCUGAACAGGCCACGGAGGCAAUAGCCGGCAGAGUAAAAGAACAGGCAAAUGUACUGCCCGAUGAGAAAGAAAACCUGAAAGAACCAGGGGCCCUAACUGAGCGACAGAAGGCCGUGAUAGAAACAUUUCAACAUGCUUGGAAGGGGUACAAAGAAUUUGCCUGGGGUCACGAUGAACUGAAACCCAUUUCUAAGACCUACAGUGAAUGGUUUGGUUUAGGACUGACCCUGAUCGAUGCCUUGGACACGUUGUGGAUUUUGGGACUGAAAGAAGAAUUUGAGGAAGCUAAGAAAUGGGUGAUCAAUGAACUGAACCUCAGUAAAAACGUGGAUGUGAAUUUGUUUGAGACCACGAUUCGUGUUCUUGGUGGAUUGCUCAGCACGUACAAUCUAACAGGAGAUCAAGUCUUUCUGGACAAAGCACAUGAACUUGGGAAUCGGCUGAUGCCCGCCUUCAAAACUCCAUCCAAAAUUCCCUUCUCGGAUGUGAACAUUGGCCGCGGCACCGCCCACCCCCCUCGGUGGACAUCUGACAGCACCGUGGCAGAAGUGACGAGCAUCCAGCUAGAGUUUCGGGAACUCAGCCGCGUCACUAACGAUGAUAAAUACAAGGAAGUCGUCGGUGAAGUAAUGAAACUGGUUCAUGGACUCGGAGGUAAACAGGAUGGAUUAGUGCCAAUGUUCAUAAACACUAACUCUGGGCAGUUUAGUCACCUUGGUGUUUAUACGCUCGGUGCCAGAGCUGACAGCUACUAUGAGUAUCUGCUAAAACAGUGGAUCCAAGGAGGAAAGAAAGAAACUGAAUUAUUAGAGGACUACCUGCUAGCCGUAGAAGGCAUCAAGAAGAACUUGAUACGAAAGUCCGAACCUAACAAACUGGUCUUCGUGGGUGAACUUUCCCAUAACCAAUUCAGCCCCAAAAUGGAUCACUUGGUAUGUUUCCUGCCUGGUGCCCUGGCUUUAGGAGCUCAUCAUGGGCUUAGUGCUGAUCACAUGGACCUGGCUAAAGACCUAAUGGAAACCUGCUACCAAAUGUACGCACAGAUAGAAACUGGACUGAGCCCAGAAAUUGUCCACUUCAAUCUGAGUCCACACAAUGGCAAGGAUGUGGAAGUUAAGCCUGCUGACAGACACAACCUGUUGAGACCUGAAACGAUUGAAAGCCUCUUCUACCUGUACAGAUUUACACAGGAUAAAAAGUAUCAGGAUUGGGGCUGGGAGAUCCUCCAAAACUUCAACAAAUAUACCCGAGUUGCCACUGGAGGCUACACUUCUAUUAAUAAUGUCCGCAAUCCUGAAAACCCAGAGCCCAGGGAUAAAAUGGAGAGCUUCUUUCUUGGAGAGACACUGAAAUACUUUUUCCUUCUGUUUUCGGAUGACUUCAAUUUUAUUAAUCUGGACAAAUUCAUUUUUAAUACAGAAGCACAUAUUAUUCCAAUAUGGACAACCUGACCAGAUAGAUCUUUGAGUUGACCUCUCAACAGGUCAGUUAUGGGAUGAACCUGUUGGGUGUUUAACAUGGAGUUACCCACUGUGUGGAGGUAUUGCUCUACUUCAUCGCCCACUGUGAAAGUUGAUUGUUACAUGGAGGCGUAGCAAUUGGAACGGUAAGAAACUAUGAACUAGGGAACAAACUUUUGGUAAACUGUUGCUGCAAGUGAUUUUUUUUCCUUUAUUGACAAAACAAGCUUAAUUCCAUUGUCUUCAUCUAUUUAUUUCUCUUCGCCAACUUCAACCCUGUAGAUGAGUAUUGCAUAAUAAGACUCCUUGUUGGGAACAUACAAAUGUCAGGGAACAAAUUGAAUUUCAUACCAUCCAUAUAAGAUUUGGAGCAACUAAAUUGCAUUGAUGUAUAGUCUGAGUCUUAGCUGCAUUUCUUGGUCAAUGGGGUGUUUUAUUUUGACUAUUUGUUUUCAAUUUCAUAAUAAUUUCAUAAAUUAUUUAGAGAAAUGAAAAGACUGAAUCAACAAGGACGGCAUUUGGACAACGAGGUCAGUCACCAGGCCACUCUUUCACUGCAGUAGAGACUGUAAAUGAAAACUUAUUGCCAUGGAACCGUUAAGAGUCCAUAAGACUGAUACAAGUUAUUGUAAUAAGUCGAUAAAUUGAUUGACCAUGUUCAUGGUCAGGUGUGAAUUGUCUUUUUUAUUAUUAUUAUUGAACAAAGCCCCAACUGCCUACUUAUACAGGCUGCUGGCUUGCUAUGAAGGAUCCACUAGUAAUCCAUUAGGCUAGCUUUGUUUUAUUGCUGUAGCUGCUGCUAAGACUUCAGCGUACCUGGAUAUUUCACCUUGAAAGCAUAGCAUGAACUAGUUAUGAUUCAGUUCCGAGCAUAGAAACAACCAGAAAUAGUGCUGUGGGAUUUGCAAGGCCUAUAUUUCUAUCUACUGCUUUCAUGCAAUUGUUACAGCUGUAAUUGAAGAUAUAUACACACUCGUGAUAUGAAUCUAGUAAUGAAACAGUAAUCAAAUGUGUUUGCAUUGCUAAUAACUGUAUAGGUUGUCUAAGAAAUAAUUUGUGUUUAGUAGAAAACAUUUCUUCCACGGUUUGUGUUUUGUCUUACGUAACAAAGGAAAUGGUUGGCUAUUCAAGCAACUUUAUUAGUUGAGUGAUAAUGUGCAUCACCUCUUAAUUUAAGCACAUGUAAAAUGCAAGCUGGGACUGUGGUGUGGGAAUCAUGUGGUGAAAUGCAAUAUGACAACUUUGUAAAUAUAUUCAGGAAUAUGGUUAGAAAACUUUCAGGAAAUGAGCCAUAUUGUAUAGUAUUUACCUAUCUCAUCAAGACUCUUUACAAGUCAUAGAAAAUCUAGAUUUUUAUGGCCUUUGAAACUAAUGCCAUCUUGCAAAUUGGGAGUGCACUUGUAUUGUUUGAGCCUCUGCAUCGGAAUUAGUAACAUUUGUCACUGGUUAUACAUAGUCCAAAUUGGUAAAAAUACAUUGUAAUUUUAUGGAUCUAAUUCUCAUACCUUUUCUGAUAUUUUUAAUGACUUGCAAUAUCUAAAGCAGGUUAUUAAAGAUUCAUUGAAUUCAGCUCUGCCGCAUUUCUGAUUUAAUUGUGCGGUCGCCAAAAAAAGCCUUGAACCGGAUUGCACAGCAAAGCUAAGUGUGAAAUUAUCCUUACUUGAGGUAUUACUAUAUUAGUUGUCAUAAAUAUUAUGAUCUUCAGUGAGAAUUACUAUUGCACAAAAGGGAAUUGGAGCCUAUGAAGAGAACCAGUUUGUCUUUUUUUUCCAUAUCUGAUUUUUCAAAAUCAGACUAAUAGACAAGAAUAAAAUGGGGGGAAAAAGGUUCGAAAGAGGGGUGAAAAAAGAUGGAGGAGCAGUUACUGUGGUCCUAAUUAUUGCUGUUAUUGUUUUUGUUAACAGUUUGCCCCCCUUUACAAAUGCCACAUUAAAUCCUAAGAUUUUAUUUUAAAGUAUGUGGUAAAUAAGGUUCAAGGAGAUAGAUGUGAACAUAUCUGAAACUCCAGAUAGUUUUAAACUAUAAUUUGUCAUUGAAAUUUUCUUUUGUAAAUAAUUACAGGCUAUUUUUCAAAAUUAAAAUUUGACGCCUCUGAUUGGUGUCUGAGAGUGUAUUUAUAUAUAAGUUAUACUGAAAUAUUCCAAAAGCAAUUGCACAUGUGAAGCUUUUUGUGUAAGUCCUUUGUGUCAGUCAGUGAUUUCUGUUUACGUCCAUCAUAAAUUGUCAUUCCUGAAAAGAUGGCUGAGUAUCAAUGCAAUAUUAGUCCUGAGGAUGCAUUUCUAAGUAAAUACUCAUUUUAAUUUAUGACUGUUAGGUUUAAAACAUUUAUCCAGUUUCAAUGGGUUUGGGAAUAUUAAACUAGUUCCCAUGGCUUUUUGCUUGCUGGUAACUAUUCAGUUGAAAAGUGGAUGAUGUUGAUGUAAAUAUCUUUUUGGGUUCUAGGAAAAAUGAUUGUAAAUAAAAGUAUUAUAACAGCCA